Micromonas pusilla CCMP1545 is the source of this 1968-nucleotide messenger RNA. RefSeq lists its product as uncharacterized. Gene Ontology annotation, molecular function: protein binding. The transcript has a single exon. The record is from RefSeq and is a predicted model, not a curated record. Bases 1 to 1968 code for a protein of 655 amino acids. Gene Ontology annotation, cellular component: nucleus. Lineage: Eukaryota; Viridiplantae; Chlorophyta; Mamiellophyceae; Mamiellales; Mamiellaceae.
AUGCGCGGCGCGGACGCGGACGCGGAGGUCGCGGCCGCGGCCGCGACGGCGACGCGCGCGAACGACGCGCGCGGCGGUCGCGCGGAGGACGCGAACGACGACGACGACGACGACGACGGAAGGGGGUCCCCGGUCGACAGCUUGGGAUCCGAGGACGGAGGCGCGCAUCGCGACGACGCGCGUCGCGAGGCGAAGACGGGAGGAGACGCGCGGCGCGAUGUCGCGGUUUCCGCGGCGGCGGCGACGACGACGACGACGACGACGACGCGAGGCGACGACGACGACGACGACGACGACGACGACGACGACGAAGUCCUUAAGGAACGGCGUUCACCACGCGAACGCGGUCGUAUGGGAACCAGUCACGACGCGGUGGACCGAAGCUUCGACGCGGAACGAACGAUCCCCCCGGCGUUGGAGUCCAUCCUUCUGGACGUCGCGCACGAGGAGGAGGAUUCGGAAGAGGAAGAGGAAGAGGAAGAGGACGCCGCCGUCGGGCCCUCGUCGUGGGACCCUCACGCGGCCGGGUUCGGACUCCCUCUGACGACGCCGCGCGCGUCGAUGCGAAUGACGUCGAUGCCCCGCGCGAAAGUUCUCGACUCCGCCGCCGUCGCUCGCGCGUGCGGCGCGCGCGCCGCCUCCUCCUCCUCCUCCCUCCGCGACUGCGUCCACGCGACGCUUCGCGGGAAGGGCUUCCGCGACGUCGACGUCGCGUCCGUCGAAACCGACGACGACGGAGCGUUACCGGAGGUGCUGCGGGUCCUGGACGUGAGCGAUAACCACCUCGCCGACCUCGGCGCGUUGGCCGGGUUGUCGGCGCUGACGCAUCUCGUCGCGCCGUGCAACGCCGUCGCCGUCGCGUCGUUGCCGACGCCGACGUCGUAUUCGACGGUUCAUAUUCCGCCGUUCGCGUCGCUUCGCGUCCUGGACGUGUCGUUCAACCGCUUGGACUGUAGGUGCUUCGAGCCGCUCUCGACGAUCGCGACGUUGAGAAGCUUGAACCUGAGCGGGAACGCGAUCUCGAAGGCGCGUUCUAUCAUGUUUACACUGGUCCCCAUACGACCGCGUCGGCGUGGUGAACGCCGAUCCUUAAGGACUUUAUUAUCUCCCGCCGCAUCGCUCCGCCCAGGGUCCCUGGGUUUCAAUCCCGACACACCUCGACACCUUUCAACUCCGCUUCUGACGCCUUUCAACUCCACCCCGAUCUCGAAGGUGCCGCGGGACGGGCUCUUCGGCGGCGCGACGGCGGACGCGAAGAACGCGACGCGCGGACGCCGUCGCGCGUACGACGACUGCGAGGACGAGGAGGCGUUUGAUGACGUGGCGUCGUUUGAUGACGUGGACGAAUCACGGCCGAUCGCGUCGCUUCAGAUUCCGUUUCCGAAUCUGAAGCACCUGGACCUGAGCGCGCAGACGCCGCGGCUGACGUCGAGGACGUUUCAUCCGCGCGCGUUGGCGACGCUUCCUCGACUCGAGACGCUGUCGCUCGCGCGGAAUAAGCUGUCGCGCCCGGGCGUCGUCGAGCGACACCCGGACGAGGACGAACACGACGACGGGGAAGGGGGUGCCACGUGGCGCGAUACCGAAGACGAAGGUGCCACGUGGAGCGAUCCCAGACGCGCGGCGGCGGCGGGGAGUGCCACGUCGACACGUGGCACCUUCCCCGCGUUGCGUCUCUUGGACGUCGCCGGGAACGACAUUCGCGACGCGCGCGCGUUCGCCCCCCUUCUCUCCGCGGCUUCGUUCCCCUCGCUCGUGGACGUCCGCGCGCACGCGAACCCGUGCGCGGAGGCGAUGCUCUCAUUCGCGCUUCGCGGGACGGGGAUCGGGCCGGGACGGAUCGCGGCGGCGGCGGCGGGGAGGGGCUUCGACGCGCGAGCGAUGCGCGCCGCGUUGGCGAAGGCGCGCGGGACGACUUUGAGGUGCGUUCUAUACACUGGUUCCCAUACGACCGCGUUCGCGUGGUGA